Tarenaya hassleriana is the source of this 2814-nucleotide messenger RNA. Its product is annotated as probable cyclic nucleotide-gated ion channel 3. The coding region runs from base 432 to 2612 and encodes 726 amino acids. Gene Ontology annotation, biological process: transmembrane transport; monoatomic ion transport. Gene Ontology annotation, cellular component: membrane. Gene Ontology annotation, molecular function: monoatomic ion channel activity. The record is from RefSeq and is a predicted model, not a curated record. The transcript is spliced from 9 exons. NCBI's taxonomy places the organism in Eukaryota, Viridiplantae, Streptophyta, Magnoliopsida, Brassicales, Cleomaceae.
UAGCGAAGUUAGUUAUCAUCCGAAAACGAACACAUUGGCCCGAGGAUGACUUUGACUCCGUCUUGGUCCACUCCUCCUCGACAUAUAUUUAAUGUAUAUACGCAUAGCCAUCAUACUUGGAUCACUUUUUCUGUAGAAUUUUACCUUUCUCACUUCCAUUGUCGAUGUCGUCGAGCUUUCAUUUUCUUUUUUCUUUUUUUCUCAGAGACGAAGCUUCCUCUUCCUAAAUCAGAAACCUUGAAAAUUACACGCUUUGAAUAUCAAACCCGACGUUUCUUUUCUUGACCUUUUCACCCGAGAGAUCCCUUAUCCCCCCUCCCCCCAUGAAGUGCCUGUGAGGGGAGAUUUUCUGGUUGGUUGCCGAGGAAACAUCUGUUUUCUUUCCUCACACUUCUCAGGUUUGCUCGCAACAGGUUUGAGCCUCUCUGUAGAUGAUGAUGCCGCCCUGUGGAAAAAACAGAGUACGAGAAGAAACUUAUGACAUGAAACACCAUAGAAACAAAUUCGUAAGUGAUGUCUUCCGUUCCAGGUUGGAUGAAUUCCCGACCAAAACCAGGCCAUCUCUAACAGCAGCUCUCAAUAAUGUUAGAAAGGGCCUCGAGAAGGGUUCUAAGAACAUACGGGCAUUCAAAACAUCGUUCCGUUUUCACACCGGGAACGACCAUUCCGCCAAGAAGGAGAGGGUCGGAACCAGGAUGACAGUUCUGAAUCCACGAGACUCGUUUCUUCAGAACUGGAAUAAGGUUUUCCUGCUUCUGUGUGUCAUCGCUCUGGCAUUCGAUCCAUUGUUCUUCUAUAUUCCGGUUGUGGACCGGGACAACUUCUGUCUCAAUCUGGACAAGAGGCUGCAGAUAAUAGCCUCUGUCCUCCGGACAGUGAUCGACGCGUUUUACGUCAUCCACAUCGUGUUUCAGUUUAGAACUGGGUUUGUCCCUCCUUCUUCAAGAGUUUUCGGAAGAGGCGAGCUCAUCGAUGAUCCAAAGGCCAUAGCCAAAAGAUACCUCUUCUCAUACUUUGUGGUGGACAUUCUUGCAAUUCUGCCUCUUCCACAGGUAGUGGUUCUGGCUAUCAUUCCAAAGAUGAAACGGCCUGCCUCAUUGGUGACGAAGGAGCUUCUGAAAUGGGUAAUAUUUUGCCAAUAUGCACCGAGAAUCACUCGUAUCCUUCCCCUUUUCAAAGAGGUUACUAGAAAUUCAGGUAUGGUAACGGAGACAGCGUGGGCUGGAGCUGCUCUAAACCUCUUCCUCUACACACUGGCUAGUCAUGUGUUUGGAGCCUUCUGGUACUUGAUUUCGAUAGAAAGGAAAGACAGAUGUUGGCGUGAAGCUUGUGAGAAGAUACCUGAAUGCAUUCACGCGAAUCUGUACUGUGAAAAAAGUGGCGAAAACAACAGGCGAUUUCUAAACUCGACUUGCCCAUUAAUCGACCCUGGUCAAAUCACAGACCCGACCGUCUUCAACUUUGGGAUAUUCACCGAUGCAUUGCAGUCUGGGGUGGUGGAGACAAUGGACUUCCCCAAGAAGUUCUUGUACUGCUUUUGGUGGGGCCUCCGAAAUCUCAGUGCAGUUGGGCAAAACCUGAACACAAGCGAUUUUGUUGGGGAGGUUAUCUUUGCCAUUAUCAUCUGCGUUUCUGGAUUAGUCUUGUUCGCUCUGUUGAUCGGCAAUAUGCAGAAAUAUCUACAAUCAACUACAGUAAGAGUAGAGGAAAUGAGGGUGAGAAGGAUGGAUGCAGAACAAUGGAUGUCUCACCGUAUGCUACCGGAAGAGAUGAGGAAACGCAUCAGAAGAUAUGAGCAGUACAGAUGGCAAGAAACCCGAGGAGUCGAGGAAGAAUCUCUCCUUCGCAGCCUUCCAAAAGAUCUCAGACGGGACAUUAAAAGCCAUCUUUGCCUCAACUUACUAAAGAGUGUUCCUUGGUUCCAGGCCAUGGAUGAGAGGAUACUAGACGCAUUGUGUGACCGUUUGAAGACGAAGCUUUACACUGAGAACAGCUACAUUACACGUGAGGGUGACCCAGUUGAGGAUAUGCUGUUCAUAAUGAGAGGCAAUCUGAUAAGUUCAACGACUAGUGGCGGAAGAACUGGUUUCUACAAUGCGAUUCCCCUCAAGGCCGGCGAUUUCUGCGGAGAUCUCUUUACAUGGGCUCUGGAUCCUCAUUCUUCUUCUAACCUUCCCACCUCGACCACAACAGUACAGGCUAUAACCGAAGUAGAAGGCUUUGUUCUGUCAGCCGAUGAUCUCAAGUUUGUUGCUACUCAGUACCGUCGCAUCCAUAGCAAACAACUUCGUCACAUGUUCAGGUAUUAUUCGGUGCAAUGGCAGACAUGGGCAGCAUGUUUCAUUCAAGUAGCAUGGAAGAGACAUUGUGGAAGGAAGCUUUCAAAGGCUUUACUCGCAGCAGAAGAGAUCAAACUACAAAGCACUCUCCAGACUGAUUCAGGAAACCCAAAACUCAAAUUGGGCGCCACCAUUUACGUUUCGAAGUUUGCUUCCAACGCCAUACGAAAUCUGCGAGCAAAUUCAGCAAGCUUCUCCAGAUAUCCCAAGAUGCUACCCCUCGUGCCUCAGAAACCAGCCGAUCCUGAGUUUGAACCUGUGGAUGAAACUUAGCAUCCUCUCAUUACCAGGUUUAAGUAAGAGAUGCUGAAAUGUGUAUAAUCAUUUCUCUCCAUUUUAUCUGUAUAUAUUGGGUUAAAGACAUGCCUAGAUGCACUCUAGGUUUUGAAGAACCGAGAGUGUCGAUUUCAAGUAAACUUGGAAAGAAAGCUUUCCAAUGCCUUAAUAAAAACAACUCAGAGAAUCGAGAAUAUCA